CUUUGUAGGUGUACGGUCGGGUUGGUUUUGGCAAAAACCACGUUUUACGUAAACAACUGUUGAAUAUGUCCACAGACCAUCUGAAAACCCCAUGCAUGCAUGCAUCCAUCUCUGGCUCCAUUGCCAACAACAUUUGCAAGAAGGCCAUCUCUCUCCUGCAAGGACGAUAACCUUGUUUCUUUGCAUUGCUAACAAAAAAUCACCAUCCUCUCUCAUAUACAAAACGAUAUUACUCUUGAUCCAGAUAUAUAAUGAAAAAACUGAAGGGUGGUGAUCAAAUGAAUCGUGCCCCAGGAGGUUCGUUCAUAUGUUUCAUCUCUUGCUUUUUAUUCGUAUCCAUCGUGGCCGGAGGCGGGUGCCUUCUAAUGUACAUGAUCCUGCCUGAACCACAAACCAGAGGUCGUUAUUGGCUUCCCAUUAUUGGGGUUGCGCUGGUUUGCCUUCCAUGGGUGUUCUGGUUCCUCACAUUCGUAUACAGACUCAUUUCUCGGCGCUCUGGAUCUAGGUUUGGCGUUGGCAAUGCCGGAGGAGCUGGUGGUGCAAAAAAUAUUAAUACAGCUGCAGCUGCAGGUGCGAAUGUACGGGCCGGCACGGAUACGGCUGCACCCGCUGAUAAGUCUUCCGGGGGUGAAACCGGUGCGAUGGUAGCUGGAGAGAUAGAAUUAGGAAGUUUCAAGGAUGGAAAGCGAAGGGUUUCAUCGUUAAGCCGCACUUCGUCAAGCAUUAAUGGAUCUAAUCAUUCUAAUCAUUCUCAUGAGAGUGAAAUGCCUCUGGCCACAUCAAUGGCAUCUUGAUAUCUAAUUAAUUAUUAUAAGCAAUGCACAAGAACUUCAAGAGCUUCAUCUUUGAGCAACAUUUAUGUCCUUAACUAGGGCAAAAACAAUGGUCACUUUAUCAACCAUAGAGAAGAACUUUAUCAAACAAGGGUAAAAAAAUGUUGUAGAUUUCUCUUUCGGGUCUGAGAUGGGAUUUUUCCAUCCCCAAGAAUGACAUCUUUUCUCAUAUUCAUUCUCAAGUUUCA
Prunus dulcis (almond) is the source of this 1021-nucleotide messenger RNA. RefSeq lists its product as uncharacterized. The coding region runs from base 252 to 794 and encodes 180 amino acids. The record is from RefSeq and is a predicted model, not a curated record. The transcript has 2 exons. NCBI's taxonomy places the organism in Eukaryota, Viridiplantae, Streptophyta, Magnoliopsida, Rosales, Rosaceae.